AACGUAAACAAUGAUGACAGUUUGAUAGACUCACGUUUUCCGAAACAUCUCCGGUGCGGUUUCGUUUAAAAAUGGAUAAAUGUAAACUAAUUAAAGAGAUUAACAAACUCCAAACGCUUCUGAAAACAAGGCGCGUUGUCAUCAUGCACAAGUUGGUACGACUGAGCAAGCUGUUCACGGCGAAAGCUGCAACGAGUUCUGAUCCGCGUGCCCAGAAAAAAGCGGAAAACUACGUGGCCAUCCUUACCAACAUUAAAUCACUCUCUCCUGCUGCAUUGUUGGAGAAAGUCAUUCAAUAUCAGCCAGCGAAAAAUGGCCAGCCGGCGGAUCCGCCCUCUAUUGAACAGCGCAGCAUUGCCCGGUUUAUGGAAGAUGAGAAGCUAGUUCGGCACCUCAAAUCGCUCGAAGGUCAAUUUGGCAAAGGUGAAAAAUCAAAGCUGCUUGAGGUCCUUAAGAAGAAGAGUAAGAUAAAAACAUCCGUGAACAAGCAGAAGAAAAAGGAAAGGAUUGCGAAGCGGCUAGCAAAAGAGGAGAAAAAGAAGCAAAACACCGGAAAACAAAAUGACGCGUCCGAUAACAAGAACAAACUGAAACGUAAGCUGGAUAACGAUGGAACGGAUGUUGUGCAACAAACAAGAAUUGCUUCGUACGAUUCGUACGAAUCGGACGACGGCUCUGAGCCGCGGAGCAUUAAGCUGAAUGAAUCCGAUCAAUCUGAUGAGGAAGAGCAGUUCGACCAACGAAGUUCUCCUAGCGUGUCCGUCAGUGAAAGUGAUCCCGAUUACGCCAGUGAUGAAGAUUCGGACGCUAAUGCUUUGGAAUCACGGAAAAAUUAUGUUUCUGUCGCUAAGCCGAAGAAAGCUAUUGACCAGGAAAGCAAACCGAUCAUCAGCGAACCUGAACUACCAUAUAAUCAAAGUCUUCCAGCGAAAAAGAAGGUUGUAAAUUACAAAGCACCCGAGGACGACGACGAAGAAGACGGAGUUGAGCUGUUAACGGACAGCUUCUUCAUUACGGAAACGGGAGAACGGUACGUGGCAGUCGCUCCAAAACUCAAACCUCGGGCAGAAGGAGAUGAAGAUUCGGAAGAAGAAGAAGAAGAAAGCUGGAAGUUUGCCAAUAAGCGGAAAAAACGAGAGCAGCAAUGGCAAGAACAGGAUAAUGAUGAAGAACUGGACGUUGGGCAGAACUAUACGACGCACAGCAAAGCAAGUAACCUUGGCGGGAAAGGAAAGUUUGCCAAUGGGAAGCAAAUGUAUAAUCAAUCGUCUAAAAUUAACGACGAUCUUCAUCCGUCUUGGGCUGCCAAACAGGCUCAGCAAGGCAUUAAACCUUUCGCUGGCAAAAAGGUGGUAUUUGACGCAGAGGAUGGUGAUACAAACAUGAAACCAGUUGGCACCAACCGAUAUCCCAGUAAAUCUGAUAGUCAAAGCGAUCUUCAUCCGUCUUGGGCGGCCAAACAGGCCCAGCAAGGAAUUAAACCUUUCGCUGGCAAAAAGAUUGUGUUUGACGCAGAGGAUGGUGAUACAAAUAUGAAACCAGUUGCCACCAACCGAUUUCCAAGUAAAUCUGAUAGACAAAGCGAUCUUCAUCCGUCUUGGGCGGCCAAACAGGCCCAGCAAGGAAUUAAACCUUUUGCUGGCAAAAAGGUGGUAUUUGACGCAGAGGAUGGUGAUACAAACAUGAAACCAGUUGCCACCAACCGAUAUCCCAGUAAAUCUGAUAGACAAAGCGAUCUUCAUCCGUCUUGGGCGGCCAAACAGGCCCAGCAAGGAAUUAAACCUUUCGCUGGCAAAAAGGUGGUGUUCGACGCGGAUGAUAAUGAUAAUGAACGGGCAGAAUUUACUUCCAACCAACCAAAAAGCGACAAUUUCAAUAGCAAAUCACACCUUCAUCCUUCGUGGGCGGCGAAGCAAGCGCGAAAUGGAACUAAAAUCUUUGAUGGGAAUGGUACGAGGAGCUUUCCACCAAAGCACACCUCAAACAAUGAUCUUCACCCAUCGUGGGCGGCUAAACAAGCACAGAGCGGAAUUAAACCAUUUGCCGGCAAAAAGAUUGCAUUCAAUGAUGAUGAUAAUGACGGCAGUAACCACGGCGACCCGACCGUUAUAAAACGAAUGCACCCGACAGAUAAUCGGAAAAACAACGAUCUACACCCUGCAAAGCAGGCCCGGAAUGCUGUACUACCUUUUAACAGUGGUAGAUCAGCAUACGGCAACGGUGUUCACAAGUCUCAAGCUGACAGCUCUGACCUACAUCCGUCCUGGGCUGCGAAACAGGCCCAGAGCGGAAUCAAACCUUUCGCGGGUAAAAAAAUUAAGUUUGACGCCGAAUAAAUAAUUUCGCUCGGUAAAGAUCGUUCGCACUCUA
Messenger RNA from Anopheles coluzzii, 2370 nucleotides. RefSeq lists its product as uncharacterized. The transcript has 3 exons. The record is from RefSeq and is a predicted model, not a curated record. Gene Ontology annotation, biological process: maturation of SSU-rRNA. The coding region runs from base 72 to 2336 and encodes 754 amino acids. Lineage: Eukaryota; Metazoa; Arthropoda; Insecta; Diptera; Culicidae. Gene Ontology annotation, cellular component: nucleus; 90S preribosome.